Messenger RNA from Nicotiana tabacum (common tobacco), 962 nucleotides. The record is from RefSeq and is a predicted model, not a curated record. NCBI's taxonomy places the organism in Eukaryota, Viridiplantae, Streptophyta, Magnoliopsida, Solanales, Solanaceae.
CUUCAAAUUGGAGUAAGAAAGUAAAUACUUGUGAAGUUCAUAAUUUAUUUCUCUGAUCCGAUUUGAGAUAAAUAAUAGAGUAAAGUCGGUUGUUUUCCAUCCCAUGUCUUACUAGCAACUGGCAAAACAGAAGAAUAGGAGAGACGCCGGCCUAAGCAGCCGAAUUACCACCUGUGACCUGACAAACAAGAGCACCUUUUCUUGUUUUCAACUACAACUCCCUUGAUAUAAAUUCACAACACUUCAGAAAUUGUCAUCUCCGUUUUUUCUCCUAAAUCAGCUGUCCAAAUGAAGAACAAGUUUUUCCUCUGUUUUCGACCUCUUGAAGUUGCAGAGGACUCUCUUAUUCGCAAGCAUGGUGUUGAUCAUCACUCUUCUUCCAAAAAACAUCAUAAAGAAAAUCCAAUUUUGAAAACAAAAGGUAAGAGGCGUAGUAGUAGAAAAGACAAGUCAGUAUCAAAAGCAAGCUCUUCAUCAUCUGAACUUUCUUAUUCAACUUCAUCUUUAUCAUCAACUGCAUCAUCAUCUUCAACUUUUACAGAAGAUGACUUAUCAAGAUCAAACUCAAACUCAUCAAUCUCAUACGAGCAGAAAGACCCUAAAAAUGGUUCAGCAGAAUGUGACAAAUUAGUCAUGAAUUUUAGCUCGUUUUGUUUGUAUUUUUUUGUUUUCGUUUUGUUUUGCCUCAUCUAUAUGGGUAGGGUUUAUUCAAUAGUUGCAACAUCAUUAGGGCUAAUAGUUUUGACCUUAUUCGGACGCUGGAAAUUGGAAAACCCUAUGCAGUUGCAGGAAAUGAAGUAAGAAAACAGAGAAAGAAAUCCCUCUGUAGUCAGCAUGGUACGACAACGUUUAAUUUCUGAGUUUUUUUCAAUCAAUUGUGUAAGUUUCUUCUAGGUUUUUGUACACUAUCUUUUGCCGUGAAAUUCUCAGGCAUCACAAAUAGAAGGUAAAGGGGUUGAAGA